AUGAAGCCAAUUGCCAGGCUUUACGCUCACUCCCGCCUGCCAUGUCAAUUGACACGUCCUCCCCAGACACGAUCGCUCACGAACCAAGCUAGAGCGACCGAUGCCGCGUCUCUCCGACGCUCAUACCUCUAUGUUCCUUCCUCAUCUGAUCGCACACUCCAGAAGUCCCUUGUUACCCCCUCGGACGUCAUCAUUUAUGAUCUUGAAGAUUCUGUAGCACCAUCGGAAGCGGACAAGACAAGUGCUAGGAAACGGCUCAAGGCUUUCCUAACGCAAACACCGGCGACGAACCUUCCGGCCUCCAACCGAAUCGCAGUUCGAUUGAACUCGGCCGACACGCCGUUCUUUCAAGGCGAUAUAGCAGACGCGUUGAGCAUUCCUUUGAUCAGCACAUUCGUACUUCCCAAAGUGCACUCUGUCGAUGACUUGUACACGGUCUCUCGUAUGAUUAAUUCUACGGGUCGAGCUGGCCAAGGGCCCAUCAAUCUGGUGGCCAGCAUAGAAAGUGCUCGUGCUCUAUGGAACGUGGGCCACAUCGCCAGUUGGGCCUCUGGAUCACCAGGCGUUAAGCUUACGGCACUACUGUUUGCUGCAGAAGAUUACUGUGCCGAUACCUCUAUUAUCCGCACACCCUCUCGUCAAGAGCUUUUGUACACACGCUCUCAAAUAGUUGUUGCCGCUAAGGCAUUUGGUUUAGAGGCCAUAGAUAUGGUCUGCGUGAACUACAAAGAUCCAGCGUAUUUGAAAGAUGAAUGCGAAGAUGGACGUAGGCUUGGGUUCAAUGGCAAGCAAGCCAUCCAUCCUGUGCAGGUUGAGACUAUACAGACCACUUUUGUGCCGACCGAGAAAGAGAUCUUACGCGCAGCGAAGAUAUUGCACCAAAUGGAGAAGGUUCAUGCAUCCCAGAAAGGUGCGUACAACGGAAAAGAUGGGAAAGAAAUGAUAGAUGCUCCCAUGUUGAAGCAGGCAGAGUAUACGGUUCGGUUGGCUCGGGCGGCAGGACUACACAUUCCUCUUCUCUGA
This is a messenger RNA of Stereum hirsutum FP-91666 SS1, 1023 nucleotides long. RefSeq names its product citrate lyase beta subunit. Gene Ontology annotation, biological process: oxaloacetate metabolic process. The coding region runs from base 1 to 1023 and encodes 340 amino acids. The transcript has 12 exons. The record is from RefSeq and is a predicted model, not a curated record. Lineage: Eukaryota; Fungi; Basidiomycota; Agaricomycetes; Russulales; Stereaceae. Gene Ontology annotation, molecular function: catalytic activity; magnesium ion binding.